GUACUGCAGCGUUCAAGAGAGGCAUUGCAAGCCAUGCAUUGAGGGUAGUUGACAUCAAAGUGUGUAGAAAUAGAGAUCAUGAUGCGCCGUUUCCUGCGGAAAGGCUCUAACGAGUUGGAUCCCAAUCCUAUUGAAUCCUCGAAUGGUACGAGUUCUCUGAAUGAGUCGGGGCCAAUUCCUGAUCGGAACGGUGAAAGUCGCAUGGUUUCGGGUGCGGAUGUUAGUCCCACCAAGACAAAGAAGACUAGAAAAACAAAGAAUGUACAUUCGCUCCCAGCCACACCAGUUUCCGCGUCGACGGAGCGAGAAAUCCACGCCCAACGAUUACAGAAAGUCAUCGCAAAGACAAUGAUGGAUAGCGGAGAAGGGCUAAAAUCAUUCUAUUCGUGCAUCGAGGCUUCUGAUGCUUUGGCUUCGACUUCUACGUCUUCUGGUAGAGGAAUUGAUGACUCGACUGGGUUGACUGAUUGCUCGGUUUUGGUUUCACCUGAUGGAGAGCUCCUCAUUAUCCCGCAGCAGCAACAACAAUACAGCAAGGAAGGACGUGCGAAUGACUCGGAAGAAAGUCAUGAUAAGGAAGUUGACGGAGAAGGUAUGCCAGCCGAGCCCAAACGGAAAGAAAAAUCUCAUUCUUGGUUUGAUGCACACGGUACUGCAUCGAAUGAACUGGGCGAGGAAUACAACUCAGCCGUCUUUCUUGGGAAUGACUUGCACAAAGAGGGCGAUAAGAAUCUUAACGGCUUUUCAGCAAAGGGCUGGUCCACAGCGGCCACAUCCCUUGCUUUAAAACAGUCUGCCGAUCUUAUGGGUGACUUUGCUGACUUCAUGGAACAAUUGGUCCAGACGAAAAGCCCGAGUACCGCACAAGAAAAGCGACCGAUAGACAAGCUACGGAGCAUGAUUGGGGAAAAGCAAACAGAACUUACAGAAUCAGAAGUUGCAACUUACCAACAUUACUUGGAUAAGAACUUUUCUGCAGAGCAAGAGAAACAGAGAAAGUUUCUCAGAAAAAAAGUGAAGGAUCAACAACAAAAUAUAGUUCUUGAAGUGUCUCGUGAUCGAGUGGGACCUCUGAAUUCUUCCGGCGGUACAAUUCCAGCAGCUCUGCAAGCGCUCGAAACCUAUUAUUCAAGAGUCGAAGAAUCCGAUGCAAGACUUUGGGGUAACUUUUCAAAACGCUCAGGGGCAUUGACUAAAAUUCAAAACACCACAAAGAAGACAGAAGAGCGCGUCAACGGUCGACAGCUUGCUCUGCAAGAAACGAUGAUGCGGAUCAAGGUAAUGGAGGAUUACUUACGCGAAUGCAAGGAGGAUGCCAAGAAUAAAUGGGACAAUGUUCACCAAACCGAAGUUAAAAUAACCGCUCUUGUCGAGGAAAAGAUGAUGAAACACAAUAAAAUGAAAGAGGAGCAGCGGAUGCAGCGAAUGGAGGAAGAAGUGGAACGAACAAGUAGCGAUGAUGGAAACUCAGCAGCAACAUCGUCAGAAAUUUGGGAUCUCGUAUCUGCAGCGACAGCAUCGAUCGAAGAGGGAAGUUUCGAACCUGUAGUUGACCUUUCAAAUGAUUCUUUGCCCACAGUCGCUGAUAACGAAUCUACUUCCGACACUAAUGCUGACGAAUCACAAAACGCCUUCGAAGUAUCGGAAGAAAUGGAAAUGGAAAUGGAUACGAGGUACGAGUUCGAAGUUCAAUACCGCCUACCCGAGUUAAGAAUAGUGGCACUUGCUGCCGAGGAAGCGGUUGAGGGUGCUGCAGAUUCACUCUUGAGUGUUCUAUCUAAUUUCGAUCGUACGAACCGAUCGGCUCAUCUUUCUGCGGAGACCUGUCUGGUCAGUUGUGGAAAUACGCAAGCGACAUGUCUGCGCUCAAUUGUUGCUACUGAACGAGAAUCACUCAAGGAGCGAUUAAAACUAUUGGAGGAGCUUGAAAAUAAAGUCGACGAAAUAGACGUCCGAGCCGAUUUGGAUGAGUAUAUAUCAGUCGAUAAGACAAAACCAGGUGGUCGGAGUUCACUGGGUGAAGAUGAUGACGGUGGUGUAGCAUCGGCGCUGAAUCAUCUUCGUGGCGAUCUGGGUUCGGAGAACAAUGGAAAUUGGGACCAAGAAUCGAGCAUUGAUGACGACAAUGCAGGAGUAGAAGAUGAUGAUUCAGAAAUAACGCCUCAGUUCAUAGAGGAAAAAUUGGAGUGCUUUUUCCGAAACGAACCUCUUCUUCUAAGCGACGCACGAAAGAGUGAUAGUGCUACGACAAUACAAGAAGACUUUGAAGCAACCAUUCUCGAGCUGUGCAAAAUAGCAGGGGGGAAAUCGCAAAAGUCUACAACUAGACGGUCUACGAUGUGUUACGCCAUGAACGCGAAACGAUGUUCGAAUCCACGAAUCCCAUCGCGAGCACAAUUCGAUGGUCUCUGCAGAGUUUUCGCGGCCGUCCUUUCCGGCUGCAGUACCAAAACUGAUGGUGGAUUAUCCAGUGCUAUACUGCUAAUGAGUCUUUCCGAGCAUUUUUACGCUCGAGAAAAAGACAGCACCGCUGCACGCGAGGACACAUCUUCAAAGAAGGUCUUCGUCAAAUCUUCCUUGGUCGGUCAUCCGCUCUGGGAAAAGGACGAAUUUUGGGAUAGAGCCUUUCACCAUACCAUCAUGGAGAAAUUGAAUUAUAUUGGGGUCAUGUCCAACUUUGAACGGGAAUCCGAAAAAAUCGUAACGUUAGAAAACAAGGAACGAAGCCAAUGGACAGAAAACAAGAAAACAAAAUGGUACGAUUUGACCGAAGUAGAACGACUCGAAGCUGCCUCCCAGGUGAACGCCGCCGUCUUUGCAGAAGUCAGCACUAUGUCCGAUUCCAUGUUUGAGUUUUGUGGCGAUCUCGAGAAAACUAGCUCAUUUGUUCGCCGCGCAUGUGUCAAGAAUCAGUUGCCCAUUUCCCAGCGAUCUACUCUCCUUCGUCAUUUGAUCCGAGAUUCGGUCGCCGCUAGCAAAGUUGUCGAAAACAAUUGAAUGCCGCAAUCUCUCGGAACCAAUCAUACCUUAACGAGUCAGGGUGAUUACCUGAGACUAAAAAUUAGGAACUCAAUACGGACUGAACUAUAUAGACGUCUUACUUUUAGAUUUCUAUUUUGGCAAUCGUUUCAGCUGAAAUCAAAAUCUCUUCUGGCGUAGCAGCCGCUCGCGACUGUCACUAGACAACAACGAAGGGUCUGAGUAAGUAUGCAUGGUCGGCCCACAAUUUCCGCCGUUCUCGUGACAAGGAUAAUUGAUUUCUGUAAAGUUGUUCGGCGUCGCCCAAAUGAUCUUCUUCUCGAUUCCGAGAAUGUUUUGUCCCAUGGCGAUUCGAAAGAAUCCCAUCUCGCCCCAGUACUCGCCCCAACUAUUGCGGACGAUCCAGUAGUCCUGUUGCGUCUGUUCCUCUCGCCCCCAUCCAGUAAUGGAUACCGCGUGGGUUGUGUCUCUGGAGGCGGUAGCAUUGUUGUAAAUCCCACCUACGUAUUCGGCCAAUCCGUGGCCAUUGAUGGAAGCCACCACGGGUCCUCGCGUGAAUAUUUCCGCCUUGACAGCCUUCACCAUGCGUAUCAGAUUCGUACUGUUGUUGUGAUCAAUGGUGUCUGGUGUUCCGAUGUUGGUGUUUGGUUCGUCCCCGUAACCAUAAUCCUGCGGUCGGUAGUACCCGUAUUCGGCGAUUGUUGCAUUUGGCAUGAUGUCUAUCUCGCGGCAAGUUCCGCCGUUUUCCACAAAUGUAUCGCAGGUUCGACACGUGUUCAGAGGACUGCAGGUGGUAUCCACAAAGGGACAAAACCCCUCUAGGGAUUCUGCACUACAGGCAAUGUAAGGCAUGCAGGUAUCGUAAGGCACGUAUCCAGAACCAUCCUUGACGAAUCGAUAGAGUUUCAUCGUGCUGCCACCACUGCAACUGCCGACGGACUCGGUUCCGCAGUUGAGAAUGUAUUGGAUGCUCAGGUUGAUGUCGGUCCCGGCCCCAGACCUAGCAAUCUUGAUGC
This is a messenger RNA of Pseudo-nitzschia multistriata, 3995 nucleotides long. Lineage: Eukaryota; Bacillariophyta; Bacillariophyceae; Bacillariales; Bacillariaceae. The record is from the annotation of a GenBank genome assembly.